Molecule: messenger RNA, 2576 nt
Organism: Vidua chalybeata
Lineage: Eukaryota; Metazoa; Chordata; Aves; Passeriformes; Viduidae
Product: E3 ubiquitin/ISG15 ligase TRIM25-like
Exons: 8
Coding region: 299-1561 (420 amino acids)
Molecular function (GO): zinc ion binding
Source: RefSeq, a predicted model, not a curated record
AUCUUUGGUCUAAGGCAGCAGCUUUUGCCUCCGCUGCCUCUUUCCAUCCUGCACACCCAGUGCAGAAGCAAAGCUGCCCUGGGAGGUGAGGAGAGACCGGGCAGCAUUCCCUGCUGGAGACUGAGGGGAAACGUCCCGAAGUGGCUGCCGCAGUGUAGGGAAGGGUGGAGCCGGCAGAGGGAACAUUUCCCUGCCUGGCCUGGGGCGGAGGGAGGGCUUGGAGAGGCAGGGCUCGCAAGACCCUGGGCCGGGUGCCUGCCUCUGGUUUUACUUUCGGUUCUCCGCUCUCGCUGCAGCCAUGGCCAAAGCUCGGGAGGGAUGUGGAGGGGCUGGCAGCCUGGAGGCCGAGCUCACCUGCCCCAUCUGCCUGGAGCUGUACGAGGAGCCGAUGUCGCUGAGCUGCGGCCACAACUUCUGCCGGCCGUGCAUUGAGGAGGCGCUGUACUCGCAGUGCCUCUGGACCUGCCCCACAUGCAUGGCCGACCUGGGUGUCACCUUGGAGCUACAGAGCAACUUCAAGCUGGGCAACAUCGUGGAGGCAUUUAAGGCCACCACUUCCAAAGGACAGCAGGCUCGAAGAGAAAGCCUCCAGCAGGACGAAGGCGCCGAGAAGGAGAAGACGGACGUGGUUCCCUGUGAGCAGUGCCUGGAUGGGCCCCAGCCGGCCGUGAAAACCUGCCUGAUUUGCGAGGCGUCCCUGUGCCAGGCCCACCUGAGCAAACACAACGCCAGGGAUUUCCAUCAGGAACACAUCCUGGUGGAGGUGGGAACAGGCAAGGCGGAGGAGAGGAGGUGCCGGGAUCACGGCAAGCUGCUGGAAUGUUACUGCCUGAGGGAGGAGAGGUGCAUCUGCGUGCUCUGCUCCGUGGCCGGCGACCACAAGGGCCACGAGGUCAUCACCAUGAAGGAGGGACACGACGAAGAGCUGGUUAAACUCUCCAACACCAUGACAGACCUGCAGGAAUCUAAAAGUGAUUUAGUUACUGCCUUAGAAGAGCUUCAGGAAAGUGAGAAUCAGAUCAAGAACAAUGCCAAAACUCUGACUGCUGACCUAAAACAGCUGUUUAAAACUAUAAAGGCAGAGCUUGAUAAGAAACAGAGGAUGAUCCUGAGUGACAUUCAGUCUUACGAGGAAGAAGACCUGGCAGUCGUUGCCAACACAAGGAAAGAAAUGGAACAGAAGAGAGACCAGGCUGAGCAGAAUCUUCAGGCUUUGCAGAUGAUUAAAGAGCAACCAGAUAUUUUCCUCUUCUUCAGAGAUCUGAAAGUGGUUACAGACAGCCCUCUGCUCUUUGCAGACUCUGUCCUAGUGAAGAAUUCUGUUACCUUUGGAUGCUGGAUGGUUUUCCUUGGUGCAAUGACUCUGUGCCCUAGGAUUGCGAGUCUGGAUCUGGUCACUGAGAAUGUGAAGGUGGAGGAAGUGCAGCUGAAUGACAUACUGAUGACCCGGUACGAAACCCAGAAAAUGAAGUUUUUGUUGCACCUGGACUAUCUGCUGGAUGACAUCCGCGAUCAAAAUCGCCAAGUAAAUAAAGAGGAACAGCGAGGCUUGCCCUACUGAUACCUCUCCAGAAUGGAGCGUAACCUCAGGGCACAGCUCUCCACAUCUGCACUGGGCAGAAAUCUCUGGGAACUCACCAUGGAAAUCAUUUAUCCUCGGCCUGAGGGAGACACUGGGUUUGCUUCAGCACUCAGGAAAACUCUGAACCUGUUCCAAGGAAAGACCACGGAGGGGUUCCCACCAGCUGGGCAGGAGCUGGAGCAAACCCAGUACCUGAAAAGGUUCCCUAGAUAAAUCCAAAUGCUGCAGGAGAUAUGAAAAGUGUGAACAAUAUUUCUCUGCAGAUAGCACUACUCCAGUGCUCAAAUCUGCUGGGCACAGCAGGGCAUCUUUUCACCAAGCUUUUUAAAAUAAAUGUUAUUUAGAAGUUAUACAAAAGAUUUUUUUUUAAUUAUUCUUUUAAUUGCUGCAACUGAAGUUCAGUUUGCAAAUUAUUAUCUUCUUAAUUUGUAAAUUGAAAAGAAAAUCUUACUUUCUUCACUGCAUUUUAACUUUUGGAGCAAAUAUAGAGGUAUAUUUUUUAAUCAGUGCAUAUGUCCAUUAAUUUGUCUUGUGAGCUCAGUCAGUGGCUGUGCUCUACACAGAACCAGACAGUCACUCAAAACACAUCAGGGAGAAAGAAAUAUUUUUUUUCUGAGACAAGGCAAUGCUCUACUUGGAAGCGGCUUGUCAAAUAUGUUAUAAAAUAUUACUUUUUUUUACAAAAAGUGAAACUUUUUCAUCUUGUUUAUUCCUACUGCAGGAAAACAUUGUUGAGAAGGAGCAACAUACAUUUGACAAUUUUGAUUCUCUUAGGUCCAGAUGUAAAGGAGAUGUGAAAAACAGAUGUCAGAACUGAGAUGGAAAGAAAAACCUAAAUAUUAUCCAAAAUUACCUCUAGUAAUGAGAACCUGCCACGUGUUUUGAUCUCCCCUCCCACCUUGAAUUCAAAUAAAUCCUGUAACAUAUGACAAUUUUUUGUAAGUACUAAGAAUUAAUAAUAAAAUCUCCAACUGCUGCUGCAUUGCAAACUGUG